Messenger RNA from Lineus longissimus, 2538 nucleotides. Its product is annotated as 6-phosphogluconate dehydrogenase, decarboxylating-like. Gene Ontology annotation, molecular function: phosphogluconate dehydrogenase (decarboxylating) activity; NADP binding. NCBI's taxonomy places the organism in Eukaryota, Metazoa, Nemertea, Pilidiophora, Heteronemertea, Lineidae. Gene Ontology annotation, biological process: pentose-phosphate shunt; pentose-phosphate shunt, oxidative branch. Bases 34 to 1485 code for a protein of 483 amino acids. The transcript has 13 exons. Gene Ontology annotation, cellular component: cytosol. The record is from RefSeq and is a predicted model, not a curated record.
AGAGACGAUUUUCAGUUGCGCGAGACUCUCAAAAUGGCGGAACAGGCAGAUAUCGCUUUGAUUGGCUUGGCCGUCAUGGGCCAAAACAUCAUUCUCAACAUGAAUGACCAUGGCUACAAGGUGUGCGCAUUCAACCGAACCGUAUCAAAAGUGGAUGAUUUCCUGGCUAAUGAAGCUAAGGGUACGAAAAUCAUUGGAGCUCAUUCCAUGGAGGAAAUGGUGAAGAAGUUGAAGAAGCCAAGGAAGGUGAUGCUACUUGUAAAGGCCGGGGCUGCGGUGGAUGCAUUUAUUGACAAACUGGUCCCCCUGUUGGAAGCUGGUGAUAUCAUCAUUGAUGGCGGGAACUCUGAAUACACAGACACCAAUAGACGUUGCAGGGACUUGAAGGCAAAGGGUCUCCAUUAUGUUGGAUCAGGUGUGAGUGGUGGUGAGGAGGGUGCCAGGUAUGGCCCCAGCCUGAUGCCGGGCGGUGCACCGGAGGCAUGGCCCCAUCUCAAGCCAAUCUUUCAAUCCAUUGCCGCUAAAGUCGGCAAAGAACCAUGCUGUGAUUGGGUUGGCGACGGAGGGGCAGGACAUUUUGUCAAGAUGGUCCACAACGGUAUCGAGUAUGGCGACAUGCAGCUGAUCUGUGAGGCAUAUCACUUGAUGCGUGAAACGCUUGGAAUGACGCCUCCCGAGAUGGGUAAAGUGUUUGAGGCAUGGAACAAAACAGAGUUGGACUCCUUCCUUAUUGAGAUAUCUGCUGCAAUUAUGCAAUACAAAGAUGACAAGGGUGAAUACUUGGUGGAAAAGAUACGCGACUCCGCUGGACAGAAAGGCACUGGUAAAUGGACUGCUAUCAAUGCCCUGGAGUUUGGAGUACCUGCCACUCUCAUAUCCGAAGCUGUGUUUGCACGCUGUCUUUCGUCAUUGAAAGCAGAUCGUGUUACGGCCAGCCGUAGUCUCAAGGGACCGGCAGAGACAAAAUACAAAGGAGAUAAGACAGCCUUUAUUGAGAGCAUUAGAAAGGCACUCUAUGCUUCAAAAAUCAUCUCUUAUGCUCAGGGAUUCAUGCUCAUGAAACAAGCAGCCAAGGAAUUCAACUGGACAUUGAACUACGGUGCCAUUGCCUUGAUGUGGAGGGGUGGAUGUAUUAUCAGGAGUCGAUUUCUUGGAAGUAUCAAGGAAGCCUUUGAUAAGAAUCCAGAUCUUGUUACCCUCCUUUUAAACGACUUCUUCAAGGAUGCUAUUCAUAAUUGUCAGAAAGCAUGGCGCGAUGUUGUUGCCACAGCCGUCCAACUCGGGGUGCCAACUCCAGCUUUCGCAUCAGCGCUGGCUUUCUAUGAUGGGUACAGAACUGAAAGGGUGCCAGCCAAUCUCAUCCAGGCCCAGCGUGAUUUCUUCGGAGCUCACACGUACGAACUUCUCGCUAACCCUGGGAAAUACAUUCACGCCAACUGGACUGGGCACGGAGGCAGGGUGUCGUCUACCACGUAUGAUGCAUAGCAACUCAGGAAAUCCCGGCUCUAGUCAAUCUAACCUAGGGGCGGCGGGAAUAGUAGUCAAUAGAUAGAUGCAAACGUGUCAGAACUCGUAUUUGCUGACAAUUUGUUCACAACUAAUUUGUUUCUCUGAACUACCAAUUGGGACUUUCUACUCGCAAUUAUGGACAGUUAAGAAAAACUAGGGCCUAGCAGGUGAUAAGUUUGCGUAUUAAAUUUUAAAAAUACUCGAAUUAAAGACAUGGUGUUGUGUUUUGGUGAGAGGAUUUCGUACUGCUUGCUUUCCUUGUCAGGACCCGUGACACUCCUACUGAAAGUCACAGGUUUUGUUUAGUUAAAUCUUCUCAGCUCAUCAUUGAGUCUGGCUAUAACUUGGACUUAAAUGUUGUUUAUUGAGUUGUUUGUUCCCUUGUGUACUGAUUACAAAUUGGUGUGAAGUAGCAAAUGCGUUUAGUCGUAAUAUGCUUUUAUGCGACUACUAGUUAGGAUAUUCAUGUGUUGUGAAGUGCAAAUCCAUCUAAUAGCAAAGUUGGCAAAUUUAAAUUGCCCUGGUUAAUCAGGUCUUAAAUGAAAUAAUCUUGAAUGUGCAUGUAAAUAUUAUCAGGUUGAUAUAUUAUUUGUAAGGAAACAUAGAGCCAAUCUGUAUUUAUCAAAACGUCCCAAUGGAAUAUGUAGGAUGGAAUUAUGAUCACAAUACUCAAAAUACACAGGAAUGCAUCUAUAUGACGAUCAUGGCAUAACCUCCAUAUUAAGCACACCCUCUCUAUAUGGACAUAAUGCCCAGUGUCACAAGCGUCUGCUAUUUAGAGGUUUUACUGUAUUUCAAAUCAAGAAGAAAUCAUGAAUGCGUAUCAAAUAUCAAGUUUGUCCAACUAACAGUUAACCCUGACGUUAAAGCCAACUUUGCACAAAACAUGCUCUGAAACGCACCUAUCCCACGGGAGACCAUGUGUCAUUACGAUGGGUUUUGAGCAAGUUAAAGGCGGCGUAGGCUUUUCUGUGCCCGGUCAGUGCAUAUUCACAAUGUUUUGUACGGUGAAACCUUCUUACUACACAA